This is a messenger RNA of Symbiodinium pilosum, 3246 nucleotides long. NCBI's taxonomy places the organism in Eukaryota, Dinophyceae, Suessiales, Symbiodiniaceae. The record is from the annotation of a GenBank genome assembly.
AUGACAGACAUAUUGCUCAUUGAUUCUGACACCAAGCACGCCGAUGCGCUUGCCGCGGAAUUGUGUGAGCAAGGCUUAGUGGCAAAGGCAAACGGGCAGUUGCCAGCAUUGGCGAGCCUGUCCCAGCACCAGUGCGUGGUGAUUCUCGAUGAAAUUGUCGAACCUCAUCUAACCCAUAUCGCAAGCAGCGUACCGACUAUUGUACUGACCCGCUCCGGCAGCAUUGCUGCAGCUGUUACCUUCAUAAAAAGAGGUGCUGCCGACUAUCUGCCGCUGCCGCUGGAUACCGCACAGAUUCUGGCCGCCAUUGAACGCGCGACGACAAACCCGUCAGUGAUACAGAGACCUCAACUGGCUGAUUUCCCCAUGAUCGGAUCGUCGCCAGCGAUGCAGCAGCUGAAAGCCAAUAUUGCCAAAGCCGGACCCACGGAUUCUACGGUUUUAAUCCUAGGUCAAUCAGGCACUGGGAAGGAGCUGGUAGCCCGCGCCCUGCACGCGGCCAGUGCACGCGCCGCGGCGCCACUCGUUUCAAUCAACUGCGCAACCAUUCCACCCAAUCUGAUUGAAGCAGAACUGUUCGGCUUAGAACAAUUCGAAUCAGGCGCGCAUGCUCAUCGCGGUCUUAUUGAAGCUGCGGAAGGCGGCACCCUGUUUCUGGAUGAAGUUGCAGAGUUACCGCCCGCCGCACAGGCUCGGUUGCUGCGCGUUUUAAAAGGCGAAAACCGUCGGGUUGGCAGCUCCGCCACCGAGCCCGCAAACGUGAGGGUUAUCGCCGCCACUCAUCGAAAUCUGAGCGAUCUGACAGAACUGGGCCAGUUCCGACAGGACCUUUUCUAUCGCCUGAACGUCGUCUGUUUCGAAAUUGUACCGCUUCACCAACGCAAAGAAGAUGUUCAUGAAAUUGCCUUGUGGCUGCUGGAACGCACCAGCAAAAGACUGAACAAGACCGGUUUAUCGUUCGCCAAAGAAGCGCUUCAGGCACUGGUUGAGUAUCACUGGCCAGGUAAUGUUCGCGAACUUGAAAAUGCGCUUGAACGCGCGGUGAUCCUGUCUGAUAACAACAGCGAAAUUACCCAGGCGCUACUCGCCAUACAGCCGAUCCCCAAGCCUGCACCCGCUCCGCUCGAUGCAGGUGCUGAUCCGGACCAGACCUCUCUGGAAGAUUACUUUGUGCGCUUUGUUACAGACAAUCAGGAUAACUUCACGGAAACCGAGCUCGCCGAAAAACUUGGUAUCAGCAGGAAGAGUUUGUGGGAGCGCCGUCAACGCCUGAAUAUUCCCCGCAGGCGCACGCGCAAACACGACCACAUCAUCAAUCGCGAUGACCUUGAUACUCAUGCAGUGGAAAUUGUACGCACCCUGCAAGGGGCUGGCUUUGAAGCGUACCUGGUAGGCGGUUGCGUUCGUGACCUGCUUUGUAAUAAGAAGCCGAAAGACUUCGAUGUUGCAACCAGCGCAAAACCUAUCGAAGUAAAGGCUCUGUUUCGGCGUUCUCGACUCAUCGGGCGACGCUUUCCCAUUGCCCACGUCAGAUCCGGGCGAGAGCUUAUUGAGGUUUCAACCUUUCGUCAGGCUCAACACGACGACAUAGAAACCAACGAGCACGGUUUGAUCAUGAAAGACACCGCCUACGGGACCGCAGUUGAUGACGCGUUUCGCCGCGAUUUCACGAUCAAUGCGCUGUAUUACGACGUCGAAAGUCACGAGAUUAUCGACUACGUUGGUGGCAUAGAAGACAUCGUGAACAAGCGCCUUCGAUUUAUCGGCGAUCCAGCGGACCGGUUGGCAGAAGAUCCGGUGCGCAUGCUGCGCGCGAUAAGGUUCGCUGCCAAACUUGGGUUCCGCAUAGACGAUAAUAUUAUGGCGUUGGUUGAUGAUACCGCAGAGCGCCUCGACGCCAUUCCCGGCGCCCGUCUAUUCGACGAAUUCCUGAAACUGUUUCUAUCCGGAUACGGUGAGGCAGCCUGGCAACUGUUGAGUGCCACGCCUCUGGCUCACAGCCUUUUUCCGAGUUGUGACCCGAGCAGCAAAAUGGUUCGCGCUGCGAUGCGCAAUACAGAUCAGCGGAUUGCCGCAGACCAGCCCGUUACACCAGGGUUCCUGAUUGCCGUUCUACUCUGGGCCGACUUCGCCGCGCGCAGCAGCGAAGCCAAUCCAGAGAAUAAAGCGGGCCUGGUUUACGACAUCGCCAGCGACACACUAGCGGUACAGCAACAGCACAUUGCUAUUCCCAGACGUUUCAGCACGUUUGCUCGGGAAGUGUGGCAGUUACAACCUCGCCUGAUCGCUCGUCAACCUAAAAACAUCCGUCGAAUUCUCAGCCAUAAACGUUUCCGCGCAGCAUUCGAUUUUUUAUGUUUACGCGGAGCUGAAGACGAAAAGCUGGCCGAACUGGGUCGCUGGUGGGAAACCCUGCAGACUCUGGAUAGUGACGAACAGCAGGCAAUGAUCGAUGCACUCCCCACCACCGGCAAACGACCGGCAACCGCCAGCCCGGCAACGCCCCACAGGAGUCCUGAGUUGCAGGCAUUAUCCGGCGGUAUCGAAGCACCCAGCCAGCUGCUGCAAAUUCAGCAAAAAAUCAGCCAGGUUCAGAAACAACGUGGCUUCCCAUCCUUUAUCGCGGUAGAAGGUCCGAUCGGUGUGGGUAAAACAACGCUCGCCAGGCGUAUUGCAGAUACCUGCCACUAUCCGCUCAUGCUUGAACCGGCGACGGAAAACCCGUUUCUCGACCGUUUCUACCAGGAGGGGAAACAGCAUGCUUUGCCUACCCAGCUGUUUUUUCUACUGCAUCGCGCACGACAAGCUGCUGAUAUGCCGAACAGCGACCUCCUACAGGCAUCAUUGGUUACCGACUUUCUGAUUGAAAAAGACGAGUUGUUUGCGCGUCUGACCUUAGAUGAUGAGGAGUUCGGACUUUAUCAACAGAUCCAGAAGAGCCUGCAACUCAACCCACCCACGCCGAACCUGGUGAUCUAUCUGCAGGCGCCUGCGGAUGUAUUAUUGCAGCGCAUCGAACAACGCGGACUGGCCUUUGAAAAGGGUAUCGACGCCGACUACCUGCAUGCCCUGACAGAAAGCUAUACAGAGUUUUUUUACUACUACGACAAAGCGCCUCUGUUGGUGGUCAAUGCCAGUGAAAUUGACUUCGCUAACAACGACGAUCAUUUUGCUGCGUUGCUGGGUCAGAUCAUUAAGAUGGAAGGCGCGCGGCAGUUUUUUAAUCCAAACCCCGUGCUGUUAUAA